AUCGAUUGUGACAUCAAACUUUCGGACAGCUGUAGUCCGUAUGGAUUUGUUUAUCCGAAAAGAAUUGAGCCUGUCCACCAGCAGCGUGCUUGAAGAUGUGGCACCGCACUGCCUCAAGCUACUCACCUGGCUGCACGCUUGCCAGGAGGAGAUGCACUCCGAGAACCGUCAUCUGCGACUGAACCAAUCCGCUGUGGAAUCCCUGCUGAAGGCUCACCUGUACCUGUUCGAGUGUUAUGAUCGCUUCGGGGAAUCGCUGGCCGACCGCUGCGAUUCCCGGGGCUUCUUCACUGGUUGCGCCACAUUGGAGGAUCGGCGGAAGUGCAUCCGUGAGCUGUGCACCACCAUUGUGAACACACGAAAAGGAGAAACUCAUGCGCCACUGCUCCACCUUUCGUAUCAAACGUUCGCAGAGAUUCAGCCUGCAUGGAGUGGGAUCAGUGAUCUGGAUUGGUCGGAAAUACGACAAUCAGAUGCGCUCUCUUUCAACGAUUUUAUCAAUCCUGAUCUUCAACAGAUGCGCCGGCUGGUCAAGCGGAUUGGACGCUUGUCCAGUCUUCAGGACAUGCAGACCGCUCUAAAGCGGUCCAUGGAGCUGAUUGGAUACCAGGUGUGGAUGCAGCUUUUCAAAGAGCCAAAGGACAGUGACAUCCACAUAGAUUGCUACCUCAUGCGUCACAUGAUCUGCGACACUCUAACAGAGGGCGUAUCUACGGCUUGCACCGGCUUCCUGCACAAUAUCUUUCUGUUCGUAUCGCAACCCGCCAAUGAGAUGAGAUUCUGGGCCAGUAUGGAGCAUGUACAUCUGGCUGGCAGCUUGAUUGCCUACCUAAUCGACCAUUGGAAUCGCCACCUGCCCUACUUUGACAUUGAUGAGAUGCAAUUGACCGCUGAUGCUCCUGUUACGGCUGUCGCGGAGCUGCCCGUGAACGAGGCCACAUACAUAACCAAUCUGAUGCUGGCAACCGGAUCAAUAUGUCGGCGGCAGUUCGCCCAGCAGCUGCGCGCCCAGCUGCCCGCCAAUUUUUGGACUGCUUUGCUGGAGCUGCUAAAUAAAGUGGCAUUCGUUUUCAGUUAACUACACUACGAUUUUAAUCAUGUUUCGGCAGAAAUUCGCAGUUGCCAUCGGUCAGGCGAACCACCUUCUCGCCCUUCUCGGCCAGGAUCUCCUCAAUGUUGCGCUUGCCUUCCAAAUCUGUGAACCAGUUCAGAUUGUCGGCGAUCAGGUGGUGAUUGGAGCAGCCCUCGCAGGUCACGAUGACAACGCCGCGUUGGUAUGCCAGCUUCGAAAUGGUCUUCAUGUUUCGCGUUUGGCACACUUUGCAGGUAUAGAUCAGCUGCAUCUUGCCCUCCAGUUUAGCCAGGGGAAUGCUAUUAGUGGCCACCGUCUUGUCUGCAUCGUCCUGGGAGCAAAUAUUAAUAAUUCUAAUUAGAUUUUGUUUGUUAUUUAUAACCUUUAAUUAUUACAAUUGAUUUAUAAUUUUUUUAAUUACACAUGUAAAUAACAUUAAU
Molecule: messenger RNA, 1512 nt
Organism: Drosophila erecta
Lineage: Eukaryota; Metazoa; Arthropoda; Insecta; Diptera; Drosophilidae
Exons: 1
Coding region: 41-1078 (345 amino acids)
Source: RefSeq, a predicted model, not a curated record